Trichomycterus rosablanca is the source of this 2961-nucleotide messenger RNA. It is a transcript of the gene mcm2, whose product is annotated as minichromosome maintenance complex component 2. Gene Ontology annotation, molecular function: ATP binding; 3'-5' DNA helicase activity; single-stranded DNA binding. The transcript is spliced from 16 exons. Bases 51 to 2711 code for a protein of 886 amino acids. Gene Ontology annotation, cellular component: nucleus; MCM complex. The record is from RefSeq and is a predicted model, not a curated record. NCBI's taxonomy places the organism in Eukaryota, Metazoa, Chordata, Actinopteri, Siluriformes, Trichomycteridae. Gene Ontology annotation, biological process: DNA replication; mitotic DNA replication initiation; double-strand break repair via break-induced replication.
GCGGGAAAACUUUGUUUCUGUUGGAGAAGAGAGAAUAGCAGCUGUGUAUAAUGGCGGAUUCAUCAGAGUCUUUCAACGUGGCCACCAGCCCGAGCCGCGGCUCUCGUCGUGGUGACUUGACCUCCAGCCCCGGCAGAGACCUGCCCCCCUUCGAGGAUGAGUCCGAGGGCCUGUUGGGGGCCAACGAGCCGGGGGAGGAAGAGGACGGAGAGGAGCUGUUUGGGAACCAGAUGGAGGGGGACUACCGUGCUAUCCCUGAGCUGGAUCGUUAUGAGGAGGAAGGUCUGGAUGAGAACGAGGACCUGAGCGAGCUCUCUCCCGGGGCUCGAGCUGCUGCAGAGGACGCCAUGAGACGUAGGGACAGAGACCAGGGCUUGGGUCGUAUGGGGAGAGACCUGCUUUAUGACAGUGAAGACGAGGACGACGAGCGGCCGUCGAAGAGGCGCAGGCGCUUGGCAGAGCGGGCGGCCGAGGGAGCGGGGGCCGACGGUGACGACGAGGAGAUGAUCGAGAGCAUCGAGAACCUAGAGGACAUGAAGGGCCACACCGUGCGCGAGUGGGUGUCCAUGGCCGCCCCACGUCUCGAGAUCUACCACCGUUUCAAGAACUUCCUGCGCACGCACGUGGACGAACACGGCCACAACGUGUUCAAGGAGAGGAUCAGCGACAUGUGCAAAGAGAACAAGGAGAGUUUGCUGGUGAACUACGAGGAGCUGGCUUCCAGAGAGCAUGUGCUGGCUUACUUUCUCCCCGAAGCGCCCGCCGAGAUGCUGAAGAUCUUCGACGAAGCCGCCAAAGAAGUGGUGUUGGCCAUGUACCCCAAAUACGACCGAAUUGCCCAUGAGAUCCAUGUCCGUAUUGGAAACCUGCCACUAGUGGAGGAGCUACGCUCGCUCAGGCAACUGCACCUGAACCAGCUGAUUCGCACCAGUGGCGUCGUGACGAGCUGUACUGGGGUCCUGCCUCAGCUCGGCAUGGUCAAGUACAACUGUAACAAGUGUAACUUCAUCCUGGGGCCCUUCUUCCAGUCACAGAACCAAGAAGUGAAGCCCGGCUCGUGUCCCGAGUGUCAGAGUCUGGGGCCGUUUGAAAUCAACAUGGAGCAGACAGUGUAUCAAAACUACCAGCGCAUCACCAUCCAGGAGAGUCCCGGUAAAGUGGCAGCCGGGCGUCUGCCCAGAUCCAAGGACGCCAUCCUGCUGGCUGACUUGGUAGACAGCUGCAAACCCGGAGAUGAAAUUGAAUUAACUGGCAUCUACCACAACAACUACGACGGCUCUUUGAACAUGGCCAACGGCUUUCCAGUGUUUGCGACGGUCAUCCUGGCCAAUCACGUCGUGCGAAAGGAUGCGCGAGUGGCCGUGGCCGAGCUCACGGAUGAAGAUGUGAAAGCCAUCGUGGGUCUGUCCAAGGACGAGCGCAUCGGAGAGAGGGUAUUUGCAAGCAUUGGACCAUCUAUUUAUGGCCAUGAUGAUAUCAAGAGGGGCUUGGCUCUGGCGUUGUUUGGCGGCGAAGCAAAGAAUCCAGGAGGGAAGCAUAAAGUGCGUGGCGACAUCAACGUGCUGCUGUGUGGCGAUCCUGGCACAGCCAAGUCUCAGUUCCUGAAGUACGUGGAGAAAGUGGCGAGCCGGGCGGUCUUCACGACGGGGCAGGGCGCCUCGGCUGUAGGUCUCACGGCCUACGUUCAGAGGCAUCCAGUCACCAGAGAGUGGACGCUGGAAGCCGGGGCUCUGGUGCUGGCUGACCGAGGGGUCUGCCUUAUCGAUGAAUUUGACAAGAUGAACGAUCAGGAUCGUACUAGCAUCCACGAGGCGAUGGAGCAGCAGAGUAUCUCCAUCUCCAAAGCUGGCAUUGUUACAUCUCUGCAGGCACGCUGCACCAUCAUUGCUGCAUCCAACCCAAUUGGUGGCCGGUAUGACCCGUCUCUCACGUUUUCUGAGAACGUAGACCUGACCGAGCCCAUCGUGUCCCGUUUUGACGUCUUGUGUGUCGUCAGGGACACGGUGGAUCCUGUACAGGACGAGAUGCUCGCUCGAUUUGUGGUGGGUAGCCACAUCAAGCAUCACCCCAGUAACAAGGAAGGGGGCGUGGCCAGCUUGGAGGAAAUGGUGCUUCCCAACUCCUCAGAUGCGCCACCUAUUCCUCAAGAUCUGCUCAAGAAGUACAUCAUCUACGCCAAGGAGCGUGUGCGGCCCAAACUCAACCAGAUGGACCAGGACAAGGUGGCGCGCAUCUACAGCGACCUCCGAAAGGAAUCCAUGGCUACCGGCAGCAUCCCCAUCACGGUGCGUCACAUCGAGUCUAUGAUCCGUAUGGCGGAGGCUCACGCUCGCAUACACCUGAGGGACUACGUCCAGGAGGACGACGUCAACAUGGCCAUCCGUGUCAUGCUCGAGAGCUUCAUCGACACUCAGAAGUUCAGCGUGAUGAGGAGCAUGAGGAAGACGUUCGCACGUUAUCUGGCGUUCAGGAGAGACAACAACGAGCUGCUUUUGUUCGUCCUGAAGCAGCUUGUUGCCGAGCAGGUGGCCUAUCAGCGUAACCGCUAUGGUGUGCAGCAGGAUGUCAUCGAGAUCCCGGAAAAAGACCUGGUGGACAAGGCCAGGCAGAUCAACAUCCACAACUUGUCUUCAUUUUACAACAGCGACCUGUUCCAGUCCAACAAGUUUACCCAUGAUGCAAAGAAGAAGCUGAUCAUGCAGCAGUUCUAAUGCACAUUCUGCAUUUACUGGACAUUUUCGGCGUGUAAAUAUAUAUUGAUGUCACCUGAUGGUGUGAGAGGCAGAGUUCUGACAUGGACAGAAUCGGUUGAUCGUUGACGUGAUUUGCCGCACUUUGGUUUGUCGUUGAAUGCAGAACGUUUCUGCAUGUGUAGUCUUGAAUGUGAAAAGAUGUUUCCAUGUAAAAAAAUAAAUAAAUAAAUAAACUUUUGUCAUAAUAAAACUACAAUUUGCUUUGGCA